Messenger RNA from Botrytis deweyae, 1701 nucleotides. RefSeq lists its product as uncharacterized. The coding region runs from base 1 to 1701 and encodes 566 amino acids. The record is from RefSeq and is a predicted model, not a curated record. Lineage: Eukaryota; Fungi; Ascomycota; Leotiomycetes; Helotiales; Sclerotiniaceae. The transcript is spliced from 2 exons.
AUGUCUUCUACGCCUACCACCACUGGACCGAUCCCGGCUCCCACAAAUACGGUGAAUCCUCUCCCCGCGACACCUGCUGAGGCUGCCGCAGGAGUCGGCCCCGCCGCUUCGGGAACCGCAUUGGAUUUGCACACGCAGACUGAAGAUGCGGCAAAGGAAUACAAGAAUGCACAGAAGGCUGAGAAGGCUUACGCGCAGAAGAAGAAGUGCAUGACGGCGAGAAAGGAGUGGUAUGAUUGUAAAGUACACUUUGCAGCUGGAGUGCAGGGCUUCAGAGAGGGAGGCAAAUGUGUUGGACGGGUUGUCAAGGCCGGACCGGCUUUGGCGAUGGAGAAGGUUAAGGGGGGAAAGGGUCAGGGCGUCAAGACUGUGGAUAGUGGUGCUUCCGGAGAGAGUAUCAUGGUGGAGAAGGAGAAUGCUAAUAAGAAGAGUGGUAAUGGUGGUGUGAAAGCAAAGGUGAUGGGGUUGAAAGAGAAACUUUUGGCAAUGAAGGAGAAGAGGGCGAUGGAGAAACAGGCAAAAACUGAUGAGAAAACUGCCAUCGCCACUCCCACUGCAAGCGGAGCUGUAGGAGCAACACCAGCAGCAGAAGCUACGCCUGUUGUUCCUGUUCCUGUUGCUCCCGUCGCAGCUACCCCAGUCCCAAGUCCUACACAGACCAAACAGGAAAAAAAGAGAAUGACUCUGGAUCAGGUGAGACAUCGAAUUCUUUCCUAUCGUCACUCGCGUUUUUGUUCCACGUCAUCGGAAGAUGAUGACGAAGAGGUGAACGUCGCGCCUCGAAUUGCAGAGAAUCCAACAAGAAGAAGCCAAAGCGCUCGCGCGUCAGGAAGCGGAAGCCUCCGCGGCACACGCUACAGCUGCGACCGGCGAAACCCCAGUCGUGGCUCCCAUCCCAGCUCCGGCGCCCCCUCAAGGGCUAACUCCCAUCCAAACCACGCACACAUCAGCAUCGUUGGCGAACCCCCCGCAAUUACCUCCCAAGACACAGUUGAGCCCCCCCGGAUCCCCAACGAAGGGGACCAUGGAGCCGAUUCACGAGGACGGAGAGACGGGGGCCCUCCCAUUGGCGAGCGGGAUGCAGGGGCCGGUGGAAACGCAGAAUCCUGGGGUAGUUGGGGGAGGAGCACCGGCCGGACAGUAAGCGAAGGGGGAGAUGGGGGCGGCGAGGGCUUGAAAGCCAGAGUGGCGGUUAUGGUGCGAGGGAGAUUGCGAGGGGGUGAUGCGCGCGCGCCUGCUUUUCCAUGGUUUGCGGCGCACUAUGCAGAUGAGAGUGAGGAUUCGAGCGAGGAGGAGAAGAAAAGGGAGAAGAAAAUGCAUGCGAGAAUGGGAAUGGGAAUGGGAAUGGGAAUGGGAAUGAAAAUGAAAACGAAAACAGCAACAGCAACAGGAGCUAAAGAAUCAACGCGAGCACGAAUGAUGGGACAUUUUUCCAGGACGAACAAGACUGAUGCAGGAAUGAAUUAUAACGAGAAGAGAUUUCGCCGCCCGGGGAAGUUGGCGACGUUGCGCUUGAGAUGGAGUUUGUUUGUGUCGAAAGUGAGGGAUUGGGCGAGCGAUGCGAUGGGAUGGGUUGGGGUGUUGAUUAUGGAUUUUUUGGGGAGGGUGAGUGUGAUGGGAGAGGAAAUCAGCAAAAAGAUUGGUGGAAAGAAGGGGAAAAAGGAGAAGAAGGUUAGGUUUUCCAGGAGAGCGCUUUUCUAG